This is a messenger RNA of Prunus armeniaca (apricot), 759 nucleotides long. Lineage: Eukaryota; Viridiplantae; Streptophyta; Magnoliopsida; Rosales; Rosaceae. The record is from the annotation of a GenBank genome assembly.
AUGAACAUUGGUACAAAGGCCAAUGUAACUGAAGCAAGGGCUUAUCUAACCAACGAGAGGAAGUACAAAGGGAAGCAUCCAAACUUGAAGUGCCAACACUGUAACUACCCUGGUCAUGUUAAGGAGACAUGUUGGAUCUUGCACCCAGAAUUAAAACCUGAUUUCAUGAAAGAAAACAAGGGCUCACAGAGGCUGAAUCGUACUACACAUAGAGCCAACCAUGCAUCUGUCUCCAUCUUCAAUGGAUCUGAUACACUCAAGAACUUCACAGCAAAUCCAACUGCACUUAUAAAUGAGUUUGCAUCGUAUCUUCAAAGCAAAAAUGGAGGGGCUGGAAGUAACCAUACAACCAGUAUUGAAGAUGGAAACUCGUCAGCGUUGCUUGGCAAGUUUGCUGGUUUUCUGGCAGACACUGAACACAUACCUCAACAAGACAUGCAAGGUAUCAUGAAUGCUUUCAAAACUGCUCUUAAUGAUUGUGUCACCAAGAAGACGAUUGGUGAAGGGUUUUAUCUAGAUGGCCUCUAUUACAUAUCAAAGAGCAAUCCCAGAGUUUUUCAAACCAAGUCCACCUCGCUUCAAGAUAGCCAAUUGUGGCAUCAACGUUUGGCUCAUCCUUCGCAACCUAUUUUGUCAACCUUGUUUCCAAACCUAGGGAAGGAUUCCAUUUCAUGUGAAACCUGCCAUAUGUCUAAGGCCACUAGACUACCUUUUAGCUCGUCUUUAUCCAGGGCUAAGCCACAUGGUUGUACCUUUUAA